AUGCUGCUUUUCGAUAAACGACACGUCCAAAAUUUGAAGCAGCCUUUGGAAAUCAUUGAUAUUCCCCACGACCAUGCGCCAAAAGAUGGGGUGGAAGCCUAUCGACACAACAAAAUAUUCGAAUACGAAGACUUGCAAGCACAUUUUAUUGCUACAAGAACAGAAAAUUACAAGUCACGUCUCAUAUCGGUCUGUCAACGCAAUUCAUGGAGGCCGCUGCAAAUGACUAUUGAAAUGGUCAACUUGAUUACGACCGAGCAUGGCAUGGAUGAAACUUUUACACAGUUACCAUCCUACUUCUAUGAUCGAAAGAGGGAUAUUGAGAAGUGUGUUUGUGCCCCAUUCACACAAUCUCGUUUCCCAUCUGGCCUACAAAUAUCAUACACCUUUAAAUACCCCGAGCAUUCACCGGAACAGAAUAAAUGGUCCAUUCGGCAAACAGGUGUAUAUCAUAAACGGGACACGAGGAAGGGUCAGAGCACAUGGGUACUUUUCAAUCCGACCCCAAGCUCCAUGGGACACUGCCUGGCAGAGAAACGGCUCAAAAUUGAGCAGCUAGAGGUGACAAAUGACCCUUUAUGGUUACAUUGGACACUAUUUUCUGCUUAUAUGCCGCUAUGGAGGGUAUAUAUCGCAGAUAUAGAGCAGCAGAUCCUACACAUUUCCAGUCAGGUCAUUAUAACGUCUAUCAAUAAGCCCUUGGAACUUUUAGGACAUGACCAGCUAAAAUCAAUGAUGAACCUGGAGAAACGAAUCAAUGAAACCAUUGCAAUUCUAGGAUCAGCGCAAGAUGUCCUUACUGAGAUCUGCGAUGCGUUGCAACAGGAUCCAGAUUUCGACACUAGCACUAAGGGACUAGAUGGACUGAAUAAUGUUCGACGCCAAUGUGCUGCAUAUUUGCAUAGUGCAAUGUAUCUUCAGAAGAUGGUCUUGUCUGUCACUCAGGCUUUGACCCAUACAGUGCUAUUUCGUGAUCAGGUCGUGGCCAAGGAACAAAACACUCACAUUUUCCAACUAAACAAAUCAGCCGUAUUUAUUACGACUCUGACGCUUUUUUAUCUACCAGCUUCAUUCCUUGCAGUACGUAAUUUGGUGGUCCAUUUCUUGAUUGCUUACGAAUUUCGAAACUAA
Messenger RNA from Penicillium angulare, 1131 nucleotides. RefSeq lists its product as uncharacterized. Bases 1 to 1131 code for a protein of 376 amino acids. The record is from RefSeq and is a predicted model, not a curated record. Lineage: Eukaryota; Fungi; Ascomycota; Eurotiomycetes; Eurotiales; Aspergillaceae. The transcript has 3 exons.